Molecule: messenger RNA, 274 nt
Organism: Plectropomus leopardus (leopard coralgrouper)
Lineage: Eukaryota; Metazoa; Chordata; Actinopteri; Perciformes; Serranidae
Source: RefSeq, a predicted model, not a curated record
CGCCACCUCUCAGAUGCAUCCAACUCAUGCCAGAAAGACCUUCCCCUGUUUCGAUGAGCCGGCUAUGAAAGCUGUUUUCUACAUGACUCUCAUCCACCCGCCUGGAACCGUAGCCCUGUCCAACGGCAUGGAAACAGAUAUUGUGAACGUCACUAUCGACGGAUUCGCUUUGAAACAGACGAAGUUUGAGCCGACCAAGAAAAUGUCCUCCUACCUGCUGGCCAUUGUCGUCUCUGACUACACACACCUAAAUGCUACACAAGGAGACACGCUG